AGUAAGAUGGCGGCGCCCAGCAGCCGGUGAGGAGAGAGGACACCGGGGUCCCGGGGAGCGACCAGACUCGUGCGGUAUGGCCGCGUCCCCGCACACUCUCUCCUCACGCCUCUUGACAGGUUGGGUAGGAGGAUGUGUCUGGUAUUUAGAGAGAAGAGCUAUACAGGAAUCCCCUCACAAGUUCAUGCACCUUUUCAGGAAUGUCAAUAAGCGGUGGUUUACAUUUCAGCACUUUAACUUCCUGAGACGCAUGUAUGUCACACAGCUGAACAGAUGCCUCAGCCAGCAAGUAAAACCAAAGCCAGAACCAGUGGCAUCUCCUUUCCUUGAAAAAACAUCUUCAUGUCAAGACAAAGCAGAAAUAUAUGAAAUGAGACCUCUCCCGCCUCAGAGCCUAUCUUUGUCCAGAAAGCCAAAUGAAAAGGAAUUGAUAGAACUAGAGUCUGCCUCAAUAAUUGAAGGCUCGAUAGAUGUGGAAGAAGAGACAAAAGAUGAAAAGCAGUGGAAAGAGAUGAAGCUGCAUAUGGAUGACUUGCCGGGAAUUUUGGCUCGACUAUCCAAAAUCAAACUCACAGGCUGGAUUCUUAUACAUGAAGGAUCCUCUGCCUCCUUCACUUUUCUCCUCUCUUGGGAUACUAGGGAGACGUUAAGACCACCCCCAUGUCUGCCAGAAUCCAGCAAAAAUCGAGAGAGUAAGAAAGGGCAGGUUCCAAUUCGCAACUUGUUUUCACUGAGGAAGUUUUUUGAGGUGCCAUUUGACUCAAACAUGAAUAGGACAAAGAACAGACCUCUGGUUCGUGGACAGAUCAGCCCGUUGCUAGCUAUGUCCUUUGCCACUUGUUGUGCUGUUCCAGGAGUUGCACUUCUGACCUGUGGGGUGAAUCCACUCACAGGAGCCCUGGGAGUCUUCAACAUUUUCCUGUAUACCUGCUGUUACACACCACUGAAGAGGAUCAGCAUUGCCAACACAUGGGUCGGAGCCAUCGUUGGGGCCAUCCCACCCGUCAUGGGCUGGACAGCGGCUACUGGUAGCCUCGAUGCUGGGGCAUUUCUUCUGGGAGGAAUCCUCUACUCCUGGCAGUUUCCCCAUUUCAACGCCCUGAGCUGGGGCCUCCGCGAAGACUACUCCCGGGGAGGCUACUGCAUGAUGUCCGUCACUAACCCGGGCCUGUGCCGGCGCGUGGCGUUGCGCCACUGCCUGGCCCUGAUCGGACUGUCCACGGCGGCCCCCGUCCUCGACGUCACCACGUGGGCCUUCCCGGUCGUCUCCCUCCCCAUCAACUUGUAUAUUUCCUACCUCGGCUUUCGGUUCUACGUGGACGCGGACCGGAAGAGCUCCCGGAGACUGUUCUUCUGCAGCCUGUGGCACCUGCCCUUGCUCCUGCUGCUCAUGCUCACCUGUAAGCAGCCUCCAGGUGUGACCCACGACAAGGGAGACCCUCCGAGCUGAACUCAAAUGAGCAUGUGGGAAAAAAACAAUAAUCGUACGGGGGGAGACGAUUUAUUUCCCUUUACUGUUAGGCAAGAAUAUUUUGAUAAUUCUGGAGCAUAAGAAGAGAAAUCGCUGGUUUUAGCACAAAAUUGUAAAAUAAUUUGGUGCUCAGUGAUGAUUUUAAAAAAAGAAACAUCCAAAAUGCUCCCCAAAUAAGAAAUGGGUUGGCUCAGUUGAUCAAUUCAAAAAAAGAAUAUUGUUCUGUU
Molecule: messenger RNA, 1698 nt
Organism: Cynocephalus volans (Philippine flying lemur)
Lineage: Eukaryota; Metazoa; Chordata; Mammalia; Dermoptera; Cynocephalidae
Product: protoheme IX farnesyltransferase, mitochondrial
Exons: 7
Coding region: 77-1450 (457 amino acids)
Biological process (GO): heme A biosynthetic process
Cellular component (GO): mitochondrial membrane; mitochondrion
Molecular function (GO): protoheme IX farnesyltransferase activity
Source: RefSeq, a predicted model, not a curated record